CUGGCCUUCCGCUUCUCCUGUCCCGAUCUCUCUCUCGCUCGCUCGCUCGUUCGAGGCUCGGCCAUGGCGGACUACCACUUCGUGUACAAGGACGUGGAGGGGGCGACCACGCAGUGGGACGACAUCCAGCGCAAACUCGGAAACCUGCCCGAGAAGCCGGAGCCCUUCAAGCCGCCGCCCUUCGCCCCCAGGGUCGACGCGGACGAGCAGCCCAAGUCCAAGGAGUGGCUCGACGCGCGCGACCCCGACGAGCUCGAGGAGCUCGAGGACGACCUCGACGAUGACCGCUUCCUGGAGCAGUACAGGAGGAUGAGGCUUGCAGAGCUCAAGGAGGCAGCAAAAACUGCCAGAUUCGGCGCAGUACAGCCCAUCACAGGCUCUGAUUUUGUGCGUGAGGUUUCGCAGGCUCCACCGGAUGUCUGGGUUGUGGUCUUCCUCUACAAGGAUGCGAUACCAGAAUGUGGGCUGCUUGAGACUUGCCUGGAGGAACUGGCGCCGAAAUAUGCAGAAACCAAGUUUGUUAAAAUUAUUUCCACGGACUGUAUUCCCAACUACCCAGAUAGAAAUGUUCCUACAAUACUGGUGUACAACAACAGUGCUGUCAAAGGGACUUAUGUUGGUCUACAGAAGUUUGGUGGAAAGAAAUGCACACCUGAAUCUGUUGCAUUGGCGCUUUGCCAUUCAGACCCAGUACUGAAUGAUGGACAAGGUGGUGGCGAUUCAUCCCGUAACAAUGUCAUGGAAGGCGUUCGCAGGAAGUUCAUAGAAAAGGUUGUCUCCCAGCUUGAAACGCAAGAAGACGAAGAUGAUAGCGACUAAAACUUACUCUUUUCUGCUAGUUUUAUUUUAGCUCGGUGAUAUAUCAUUUUGAUCCACGGACAACAUUUGUCUCGGCUUUACUAGUCUUAUUUGGUUGUCUGUGUGUGGAAAAUCUGGAAGCUGUUUUAAUGAGGUUCUAUAUAAACUUUGUCUCGGUAACUUGCUGCGAUUCACGUGGCCGGUGGUAAUGUAUCUUGGUGUUCUGGUUCUGAGAGAUGAUUAUGGAAUAUGAAACGGAGAAAUUCGUCAGUGGA
Messenger RNA from Triticum aestivum (bread wheat), 1073 nucleotides. Its product is annotated as phosducin-like protein 3. Gene Ontology annotation, biological process: protein folding. Lineage: Eukaryota; Viridiplantae; Streptophyta; Magnoliopsida; Poales; Poaceae. Gene Ontology annotation, cellular component: cytoplasm. The coding region runs from base 64 to 819 and encodes 251 amino acids. The transcript is spliced from 4 exons. The record is from RefSeq and is a predicted model, not a curated record.